This is a messenger RNA of Cynocephalus volans (Philippine flying lemur), 2610 nucleotides long. RefSeq names its product chromosome 10 C16orf46 homolog (gene C10H16orf46). The transcript has 3 exons. Bases 332 to 1279 code for a protein of 315 amino acids. Lineage: Eukaryota; Metazoa; Chordata; Mammalia; Dermoptera; Cynocephalidae. The record is from RefSeq and is a predicted model, not a curated record.
UCGCCCUAGCCCGCCGGCCCGGACUAGCUGUCCAGGGGCCUGCCACCUGGCUCGGCCCCACAUGAGGGUGUGAGCGGCCCCUUCUCCGCCUCCGGGGCGAGGCCCCAGACCACUCCACGGGCGGCGGAGAGAGAAGCUCUGCCCCUCUGGAAACAGAGCGACCGCCUGAGGCUCGAAAGAAAAGACCACCAGUAUUCUCUUUUAGUGGUGGAGCAUCUUGAUCCUGCUUGAAGAACAUGAGUGUUCCGAAGGAGCAUCUAGUGAUCUGGUCCAAGGCUGGGGAAGGACUUCUCCAACUGCCUGCAUCUGGUCGAGGAAGAAACCAAAAAAGAUGAGGGUAGGAGAAAGUGCCAGCAGCAGCUGUUUACUCUGUGUCAGUCUCUCCCAAGGGAACCCUGAGGCCAGGCCUUUGAUGGAGGCUGGGAAAUUGGGGGCAGGGGCUAUGGCUGAGGCAAGCCUGGAGAAGGAUCAGAGCAGCCCCUCCCAGAUUCAGGAACAGCCCCAGAGUCCUAAGACUGCUUCCAGGGAGAUUAGCAAGAUCUGCUUUCCCACCUACAUUCACAAAGAGAAAAAAAGUCUACAAAUCAAGGAAUAUAUUUGGUGCACAGAAGACUGGGUCAUCCCUGAGACUACCAGGGGAAAGGCCCUCAAGAGUCCCAGUGGAGGCACUGACAGAGAGCUCUCCGACUCAGACUCCUUGGUUUCCAGGGCCCUCUUAGUUCUGCCUCCCCUGAAAGCUUCACCACAAAACGGCUUGGAUGUUAUGGGUAAGGAGAGUAAGAACUUUCUCUUGCAGUCAGAAGAGAAGGUACUUUGUGUGGAAAAGGAUGAGCGUAUGGCUUGUGCAUAUGGAUUGAAAAUGGUUGAUGGAAAAAGUGAAAAGAGACCCACUGAGCUGGCCAAGCACCUUAAGGUCAACAACAUGCUGCCCUUCCCUUCCCCAGCAGCCCGGACAUCCGUGCUGGCCAACCCUGAGCGGUGCUGCCUGCACUGGUCCCUCCUGCCUGAGAAAAAUCUGGUGUGCCCUCCCAACCCCAUCAGCAUUCGCUAUCUUGCCACCCUGCAGCUUUUGCAGAAACAGGGAGUGCAAAACUACAAAGCCAAAUUCAAAGUCAAGGAGCCAAGACCUCCCCUGAACACCCAAAAGCACGUUCUCACAGAGGCCAAGCAGGAAAACAGGCCCCAAACACUGGAGACCAAAGUGUUCCCAAGACCUCUCUUGCCGUCCCUCACAGUGAGCAGAGUUGCUAUUCACGUCUCCACUCACAGACUCCUCUGAGUUGUACAGUAGAAUUCCCUGGCAAUAAGCACUGCUCAGAAUUCAUUCAUCCAUUCUCUUUCUCCUACUACACUCUCCCCAUUUUUUUCUCCUCUCCUUCCCCUCAUUCUCUCUUUUUCCUUCUCUUUUCUUCUCUGCACUUCUCCCUCCCUCCCACCCCUCUUUUUUUUUUCUUCUGUCUCUCAUCCUUUUUUGUAUUAGAACCAGAGGAAGUGGAACCUUAUUGGAUGGGUUUUGAUUUAUUAUCUAAAACACUAUCUUCAUCUAUUACUUGCUUCUGCUGCUUAGCCAUUUACAAAAUGCAAACAGGUAAUGUCCUGGCCUCUGCCUUCCUUACCUCUUCACUCUCAGUGGAAGCUUUGUGGAAGGUGGGGAAUCCAAAGGGCCUCCCUCCAUCCAUGCUGCCCCUAUGCCAGCCCGGAGCCACCCGGCAGGGGCUCUUUCUGCCCUACAUCUGUGCCUUAAGCUAAGCACACUUGGCUGAAUUAGACCAAAUUGCUUUCUGAUCUUUUGAACCAGGCAGAUAUCUGUCUACUAUCUCAUUUUUCUCUUGCAACAAAGACCUGAAGGAUUGCUUUAGUAGAAAACUCAAGCCUGUGUCUAACUGAAUAUCCUUUUGUCCACAGUGUCAUAUAUCCUGUGUGUCUAAGGUAUCCUACCCUUGUAUGGAUAUACACUGUCCAUCAUCUCCUGUGUGUCCAGGCUGUCAUAUCCUCAUACUGUGCUCAUGAGUGUUCAUUAUCUGCUGUAUGCUGUCUCUCCAGGGUGUCAUAUCCUCAAAUUGCAGCCUCAUGCUAAUCUCUGUGGCUGGAAGUUUUAGCCAUAGCUCUACGAAAUCCAGCUUGGGAAGCAGGUUAAGAAUAAUUAGUUAUUUGGGAAAAAAAAGUCAUUGUGAGUAUCGUCACUCCACACUUCCUUCGCCUUACCUUGAAUCUUAUAUUUGGUCCCUUAACCCCAGACACCUAAGGAAUGGGGCUGUUACUUUUUCCCUGCUGUCCUCCCUCUGCCCUCAUUUUACACCAAGGCAUAUUUCCUGAAGUUGUAUAUAUAUUAAGUGUUUGUAAAUGAGUUAUAUUUUAAAUGCCGAGUGAUGUUUGCUCUGUAGACAAUGUUUUGACAAACCAUUUUGUAAUAUAAAUAACCAUUAAGCUGCAUUGUAAUUACAUACUUUGAAUUUGCUUAACGUAGAUUGUACUCGGACUCUGGACUUUCCAUCCUAAAUGCUAUAGUGGACAGAGUGUGUUUAUAAACAUCUCUUUCUGUAAUUUGUGAUAUCUAUUAGCCUAGGCUUUUUGUUUUGUUUUGUUGGUUUGUUUUUAGAAAAUAUCAGA